Messenger RNA from Dendronephthya gigantea, 1627 nucleotides. RefSeq lists its product as uncharacterized. Bases 340 to 1374 code for a protein of 344 amino acids. NCBI's taxonomy places the organism in Eukaryota, Metazoa, Cnidaria, Anthozoa, Malacalcyonacea, Nephtheidae. The transcript has 3 exons. The record is from RefSeq and is a predicted model, not a curated record.
UAAUUUUUAUUUGAACAAUGGUGAGUAUCAAAUUGUUAACUUCGGUGAGCCGAAUACAUUUCAUAUUGCUCUGGGUGGAGAUGGUGCACCUUUUGGAAGAGAUGAUUCAGCAUGUUCAUGGUUGGUAAGUUUUCUUAACAUUGGACAAGGCGUAUUGAGUAGCAACGAAAAUUUUCUUCUUUUUGGAGCUAAUUGUUCAGAAAACUGUCUACCGGUAAAACGUUUCUUGGGUAAGCUUAUGAUUGAUAUUAAACGAGUUGAAAGCAAGUCUUACUCUGUUCUUACUCUAAAGAAGAAAGCGUUGAAGUCAAGUUUGUAUUUUCAGAACUGCCAAACGAUAUGAAAAUGCUUUGUUUUUUAGCUGGGGAGCUUACUAAUAGUGCUACGUACUUUUCCACUUUUGCAGAUGUAAAUCAGGAGUCCAUGUCGGUAAACGGAAAAGGAACCUUCGGGCGAAAUAAAAACGAUACCUGGAAACCGUGGAAAUACUCGGAAAGGAUCAAACAGGCGAAAAAAGUUUCUGACUUCAAAAAACAACUUGAAAGGAAGAAUGUCAAAGCCGCCACCAAACGAACAAAUGUUCUACCAGAAACACCAUUUUACAAGUUUGUUAAUGUUUUAAGAUCAAAGUGUAACCUGAAUAGGCUGGCGAAACGUAUCAUACGGUGGUACGACGAAAACGCAAAGCUUGAUGGAAUGACGUUCAACUAUAGAUUCACAGGUAAGGACUCUCGCAUGUUUUUACACAACUUUAUGUUUCUCAUUGAUGUGCUUGAAAAUGGUGUUUCUGGAAUAACCUCUAAUAUACUUCACGUUCAUGCUUAUCUCUGCCUUUGCUUGCGAAAUGCAGUUGCUUUAUUUAGUCGGGUAAAUAUUACUGAUGAGCAGGUAAGAGAACUAAAGAAACAUUGUGAAAAUUUCCAUCGUGGUUACUGGCUAUAUCUGAAAGUGAAUCCAACUGUGUGGACUUUAGGUCUUGUUGUUCCUGUUCACACAAAAGAAAUGAAGGAACGUUAUGGGUUGGGGCUGGGUUUAAACUCAAUGGAAGGACGAGAAGCAAAGCAUAUAGCUAUCUCAAAGUACUGUGCAAAUACUGCAUAUAGCCAUAGGUGGCAACAGGUUUUCCAUCACGAAUACAUUUCUUUAAUUUGGUUGCGUAAACAUGGUUAUAAUAAUGUUAAUAGUUCUCGUAGUAAUAGCACCCUUUCUUAUUUCCCCAAGCGAGUGCGCGAUAGUGACACUAAUUAUUGUGAUUGUGGUUUACAGAAAGUAUUUUCAGAUGAGUUGUGUAGGUUUUGCGGUAACGAACUAAGGAACAAGAUAAAGGAAAGCUUGGAGAAAUUCAAAAACAAUUUUGAUGAAAAUGUGUUGUGACGCCGACUCGAAUCAUGCAUGAAAUCGAACAAUCAUUUAGCAGGAUUUGCUCUUUUGUGUGAGUACAUCAGCAGAAUUGAUAUAAGUUUUAAUGAUUGAGAGAAAUGUUUAUCAUGAUUCAUUCUAUUUAUGGCAUGUGUCAUACUCCAACUUGAUGCUUAAAACAAAUACCCUGUCAUGAUUGUGAUAUUCUUUCUUAUUAAUGUCCAAUAUAUGUUAUUAAUAUAUUUGACCAUAUAAACAUACACAAUUG